CUGGGCCGGCGCAUGCGCGUCGCCCCCCCUCGGCCGCGGGGAGGGGGAUGCGGACGGGGGAAGAUGGCGGCCUCGAACAACCCGCGGAAAUUCAGCGAGAAGAUCGCGCUGCACAACCAGAAGCAGGCGGAGGAGACGGCGGCCUUCGAGGAGGUCAUGAAGGACCUGAGCCUGACCCGCGCGCACCGGCUACAGCUGCAGAAAACCCAAUAUUUGCAACUGGGGCAGAGUCGUGGCCAGUACUAUGGGGGGUCAUUGCCAAAUGUGAAUCAGAUUGGGAACAGUGCCAUGGAUCUCCCCUUCCAGCACAACGGAGCUCUGGCUGAAGCCUUUGGAGCAGUUCCUGUCUCUUUGACCCCGUUCCAGUCGUCAGCCCUGGACACGAGCAGGACCACGCGGCACCACGGGCUGGUGGACAGAGUGUACCGGGACCGGAACCGCCUGGGCUCGCCCCACCGCCGCCCGCUCUCCGUGGACAAGCACGGCCGGCAGGUGGACAGCUGUCCCUAUGGCACCGUGUACCUGUCACCGCCGUCGGACACCAGCUGGAGGAGGACAAAUUCUGAUUCUGCCUUGCACCAGAGCACCAUGACUCCAGCUCAGCAGGAAUCCUUUUCAGGAGGGUCACAGGACAUGCAGCAGAAAAGAGUUUUAUUGCUGACUGUCCCUGGAAUGGAAGAAACCACCUCUGAUGCAGACAAAACCCUCUCUAAGCAAGGCUGGGACACUAAAAAGACUGGGUCAUCGAGACCUAAAUCCUGUGAAGUUCCAGGAAUCAACAUCUUCCCCUCAGCUGAGCAGGAGAACACUACAGCCCUGAUCCCUGCCACGCACAACACGGGCGGCUCGCUGCCAGACCUGACCAACAUCCACUUCCCCUCGCCCCUGCCCACGCCCCUGGACCCCGAGGAGUCCUCCUUCCCUGCCCUGAGCAGCUCCAGCAGCACGGGCAACCUGGCUGCCAACCUGACCCACCUGGGCAUCAGCACUGCCAGCCAGGGAAUGACGACGACGCCGGCCCCGUCCCAGCACCGCCAGCCCAGCGUCAGCCCCCUGUCCUUGGGCGCGGACUCGCGGCGACCUCAGUCCCAGCAAAUGUCCCCCACGCUGUCCCCACUGUCACCCAUCACUCAGGCCGUGGCUAUGGAUGCAUUGUCCCUGGAGCAGCAGCUCCCCCCGUACCCCUUUUUCACCCAGACCAGCUCCCAGCAGCAGCAGCAGCCAGCAGUGGCCAGUUCCCUGCCCCAGACCCCCCCUCUGCUGCAGAGCUCGGGGCUGCAGAGGGGCCCCCAGCUCCCCCCUCUGUCUGUCACGGUACCUUCCACCAUCCCCCAGUCACCUCCAGGGAACCAGAGCCAGCCCUCCAUGGGAAUUGACAUCAACUCGGCCUCACUCCAGCAGUACCGCAGUAAUGCUGGCUCCCCAGCCAACCAGUCUCCCACCUCUCCUGUCUCCAAUCAAGGCUUCUCUCCUGGCAGCUCCCCUCAAUGCCUGAUGCUGCUGAAAGAGCCCCAGCUGGCUGCUCUGGAGAAUCCCACCUGGAGAAAAGAAGUGCAGGGAAUUCUUCCAGAGCAUCACAAGAGUCUGAAAAUCCAUUUUCUGUUUCAUCACUGAACAUUGAAGGCUGUAAAGAGGAUCCUUUCUAAAUAAGUGCUGCCCCUUCAUGGUUGCCAGGCAGAAGCUCCUUCAUUAGCCAGGUCAUGGUAAGCUCAGCCCUGGAUCCGAGUGGCAGGAAUUGUCUGCAUUUCCUUAACCCUGCCUUAAUUUGCUUCUUAACCUCUCUCUUCAGCCUGCUUCUGUUGAGUUCUGCUGUGCUCUGUGUGCCUCCAAAAACCAGCACUGUCCCCUAGAGCAGAGCAUGCUGCAAACUCUCAGUUCUCACUGGACAGCACGUCCAAAUUUGGGGUUUAUGUUGAUUUUUUUUUUCCCUUUUGAUUUCUCAAUCACUCUGGCUUGGUUUUGUCCCCACUGGUCAGUGCACAGAGGACCAGAGCACACACUGGGUUAUGAUUUUUCCUGCUGGUUUUAUCCUGUAAAAAUUUCCUCAGGUUUUGCUCUGUUUGACAGGGACGCCACAACUCUGAGUGGAAGGCAGAGGAUUUAUUAAUUCUGCUCUCUGUAGUUUUGGCCUCUUAAAUACCCACAGAAUUCCUUAGUUUUGCUAAAUUAAAACCGAGGUGGAUUCGGUGCCUCCAGGAAUGGCCCUAAGGUGGUGGUGGUCACAAACAUGAAACGUGGAGAGAAGAAAAACCAGCGUGGAGGGGAAGUUGGGGUUGGUUGUGGAGAUGGGGGCAGCUGCAGGCAGCAGAAUCCCUUCAUCUGCCCAGAGUGAGGCAGAACCCUUCCAACAGCAGAGUGUCCCAUUGUGGAGCAGCCUGGCACUGCUGAGUGGGAUGCAGGUGCCUCCACGUGCUCCUCUUCCUCCCGUGGAUUUGGGGUUUCACCCCCACAGUGCCAAAGGACAUUGCCUAAACCACAAACCCAGGCUUUGAUUUGUGUCCCACAUCCACCCCAGGUUCUCCUCCAUGCUCCCACCUCUCCCCAGCCCCGUGCUCCCCUGUCCCAGCCGUGUGUGUGUGUGUCCCACCAGUGCUCCCAGUGCCCACAGGGAUGGAUGGAGAGCUCUGCCUGCCCCCAGCUCUGUGUUUGCAUGGCUUCCACCCCAGUGCCUGGGCUCUGCUUCCCUGCUCUCACCCUCAUUCCCGUUCCAGUUAGACACAAACAUUCCUGCUCUAGUGGCUCUGACCUGGAGAACCUGGUAGGUAUUCUGAGAUGGAUCAUCCCAGCCAGGGAUUUGUGCUUUGGGGUUGGUUUUUCCUCACAGUCGCUCCGUGAACCCCAGAAGAUGCUCUGGUGACUCUCCAGUGGUUCUGGAGAUGGUGUUUGCACAGUGUCGUCCCUGGAGUUGUUGAUAAAUUAUUUUGAGGCUGUGAAGUGUUGAAGGAAUGACAUUUCCAGUGGGAAUUUCGGGUUUCCUUUGGGAAUUUCUGUGCUUGCAGCUGUAGGAACCAGCACACCUCACAGGAGGAGCAAACCCAGGCUGGGCUUGGGUGGGAAGCUCUGCCCUGGACUUGGACAAGCACAUUCUGCUCUCCUUUUAAUUACUUACUGUGUUCCCCAAGGUUUUUUGGGAUGGAAACAGUGCUUGGUGAAACACAGAGAUUUUAGGGAUUGUCCUCAUUUUUGGAAUUGUCCUCUCAUUCCUGUUCUGUGGAAUGAAACCACGGGAGUGAAAGGGACAAAAUACCUUGAUCCUCUUUGGAGCUCUCAAAUAGCCAUUGGAUUUUAGUGUUGGUUUUGCUUCCUGUCAAGUCUGUGCCAUCCCAAAAUUCAGAUUUUCCUUGGAAAUGGUUGUAAACCAUAGGUUGGACUGGAUUUAGGUUGGUUAAAAAAAUCUUAGGUUGGAUUUAGGUUGGUUGGGUGCUUUGAUUUUCUCUUAUCAGCAUCUUAGCAGUGGCUCUUGUGGUGUUUGAUCCCUCCUGGUGUUUGAUCCCUUUUUCCUGGCAUCCAGCAGCUCUGGAGUGUUGAUGACCAGGUGAUAAAUUGGAGAUUUAGUUGGAAAUUUCAGCCCUUUCCCAGUUCUGGCUGCACAUGGGGCAUAGAUUGUUGGGAGGUCUGGCUGUGACAGACCAUGGAUGCUCAGGAAAGGGAAUCCCAAAUCUCUUCUCCAAGUGCAUCCAAACCAUCCCAGCCUGGAGCAGCCCUGGGGCCAAGCAGGAUCUGCUCAGCCAAGGUGCAAUUCAGGUGAUGUUUGAAUUAUUUUUUCCUACAAGGUGGUU
Molecule: messenger RNA, 3779 nt
Organism: Pyrgilauda ruficollis (rufous-necked snowfinch)
Lineage: Eukaryota; Metazoa; Chordata; Aves; Passeriformes; Passeridae
Gene: CRTC1
Product: CREB regulated transcription coactivator 1
Exons: 13
Coding region: 13-1614 (533 amino acids)
Biological process (GO): positive regulation of transcription by RNA polymerase II; protein homotetramerization
Cellular component (GO): nucleus; cytoplasm
Molecular function (GO): cAMP response element binding protein binding
Source: RefSeq, a predicted model, not a curated record